AUGAACGGUGUUGAAGCUGCUGCCUCACUUUUCGCGCCAGAAGAAACAACGGGUGAUCCAUUUGCAAGCUUGGGAACAAAUCAUUCCACAGACCCCUUCUCUCCAAAUGGCCCUUCAGAUUUCCUGCAGACAAUAUCAACCAAAGCUGACCGCUCGGACGGACAGCCUACUUCGCUGACGGAGGCUUUCCCCUCACAACCUCACGAGCAUCCCCAGGGGUUCUAUUCUUAUCCUUCACAGCCAGGCGCCAGGGAAUGGGAUGAAUUUGGCAAGCGCGGGUUCGGCUUGACGCAAGAAACAGAGUUGGGAGACGUAAGUCGUGCACCCGCUGAAGUUUCGCAUAAUUCGUACGCCCCCGCAUCCUUGCAACAGUACUCGCAGCCAAGUUAUAACGUUUCACCCCCUUCCCACCAAUACCAACCUCAGCUUAAUCUGCCGCUGUCUUCGGCGAUUCCCAGUUAUGGUUCGUAUCCGACGGGACAACACGUAUCGCAGGUUAAUGCAACAGCAGCCCCACCACCAGCCGCAAGCUUGGAACAACCUCCACUGCAACUUUUGCCUUCUUUGAACGCUGGACAUUCAACUACCAAUCCUUAUUCCGUUGGUUCCUAUGUCUCACACGGCCGAUUAACUGAGCUCCCACGACCCUUGCCGUCCUUGGCGCCACCACCACCACCACCACCAAUUUCUUCCGCAAUUAAUCGUCCGAAGGUCUUAAAUGCAUAUGAUCCACCCUUUCCACCAGUCUCGUCCAACCGGCGAAAUGGUCGUGCAGCCGUGAACCAAAAAACAGCAGGCGCAUAUAACACAUACCAUACGUUUAACCAGGAGUCGGAGGCGCAGGUUCGUACUUCAUCAACGUACACAGGAGAGUACGGUGCAUCUAGGACAUUACCCCCUGUUCAAAACGCCAUUCGAACCGAGACUACUCCCGUCUACAAUCAUAACCGCGUCGCAGAAGCUCAAGCUCCCCGUUGGGAUCCUGUAAAUCAGGCCGUCUCUGAAAUAGGCUCACCGUUAGCUCCAGAAAACGAGCCACAUGGUUACAGAAUGUUCGAUCAGACUCGCGCAGCUGCCCUACCCCAUAAACCUGACACAUAUAGCACCGGCGAAAAUGGAUACUCAACAGGUUAUCAUCACAGUACUGCCACUCAGUCCGCUACAGUUCCCCUCGACCCUCAUCGUGGAGAAACGCUUCCUGUGAAUUCUGCGCAUGAAGCAACGCUAGAGCGGGCUUCUUUGCACCUUCCGCAAGAGCAAUCCACUCGCUCAUACUCAAUAAAGUCUGAUAACAGCGUCUUUGAUGAUGAUCCGGUGGUGCCUACGCAGUACGCCCACGAAUUACAUCAUAACUUAUCUGAUGCACAUUCACGUCCCGCUGUCGAUGAUCAAAGAAUGGGUUUACCUUACCAGCCCUACUUCCCUGACGAAGGAAUUUCGAAAGGGCCUAUGCAAAUCACCCAUGAUUCGUAUAUGCAUCAUUCUGAAGUCGUUGGAUAUAACUCGUUUUCUUCAAGUACGCAGAACCAUGAUGGCACAGUAGAUCCGUACUCUCCCGAUGCAUUCCAACCCCCAAUGGAUUUCACUGAAUCUUCAUCCGCGCCCUCUCUCCAUGAUGCCCAUGUUUCAAAAAUCUCUUUGUCCUACGAAGGCCCUUCGGGUUUGAAAAGUAGCUCCCCGUCGAACAGCGCCCUGAAUUCACUAGAGGAUCCCUACGCCCCCACUCAUUUCCAGGUACACCGGGAAACAGAAUACGGUUUGUCCACUGAUCCCAAUUACACAUCACCGACACAAGACAACCUUCGCAAACCAAUGCUAACCACGACAUAUGGUCACCACCUACCACAUGACGUCGCAGUUGCUCCGCCUUACACGCCUUAUGCACCCUCUCCCUCGCUGAUCGGCUCAAAUGAUCCACUAGCUCGUACAACUGCAAAUAUACCGAUUGUCAGCUUCGGCUUUGGUGGUCGGCUAGUGACAUGCUUCCACGGGGCAGACUCGCUCAACACAGGCUUCGAUGUAGCACUCUCUGCACGCAAUUCCACGUCAUUAAAGAUUCGUGGUCUCAAGAAAUUUAUCCCAGAGUCGGUUCUCGAUUCCCCCGGCGGGUUAUAUCCAGGGCCGCUAUUGUCUGAUCCUGGUACUCCCACGACGAGUAUUGUCAGAACCGGUAUGUCGACGCAGACUAAGACGAAGAAGAGUCGCGUGAUAAAAUAUCUCGAUGGCCGAGGAAACGAAAUCCAUCAAGGAAUCGGAUACUUGACGGGCAUGGAGAAGCGCAAGGCUGAGGGAAAACUUGUUCUCGUCAAAUUAUUGAAGGUCAUGGUGGAACAUGAUGGUAAACUGGUUGGAACUACUCAGGGUGACACCGCCAUUCGAUCGGCUCUAGUCCCACGACUUGAGGGUAAUCCACAAGGGGCGUCACUUGACGUGAAUGGAAUACCCAGCCAAAGCUACUCGUCACUAAUGCCAGAUGCUCAUAGAGUGAUUCCUGAAUCUUCAUCUCAGUCUAACGGUCCAAUAUCGACUUCGAAUGAAACCAUAUCACCAACCCACAAAAUUUCUGUCAUAAAUCGGAUCGAAGACUUCCUUUUGCGUGGGGAAAGAUAUCAAGCAUAUCAGUACGCGUUAGACGAGAAGUUAUGGCCCCACGCGAUGAUCAUCGCCAGCAGCAUCGAUAAAGAGUCCUGGAAAGCCGUUGUCAAUCAAUUUUUGCGGGACGAGCUGGGAGACUCGAGGAAUAUUGACAGCCUUCCGUUUGCCAGCAGUCGAGAAAACUUGAGAGUCGCUUAUAGCCUUUUUUCAGGCCAAGGAGCUGCCGCAGUACAAGAGUUAAUAUCAACGUCCGUCUCACAUCGCUCAGGUUUACAACCUUCCGCAGCCUCCCUCCUCGCUCCUAACGUUUCUUCUACCUCAGCUGCUUCUUUCCCAGAGUCGCUGUCCAAAUGGACGGAAACCGUCUCCAUGAUCCUUUCAAAUCCUAUGACAGUUGACAGUUCCGGGGCACUCACUGCCCUUGGGGAUCUUUUGUUCUCAAAUCAAUGGACAGAAGCUGCCCAUGUCUGUUAUCUUCUAUCACCGCAAACAUCCCCCAUAGGCGGAAUUGGAUCUCCCUCGACGCGAAUCACACUUUUAGGGGGGAAGAACCCACUCACAUAUCCAAGUUUCACCAAAGACGCGGAUCCAUUUAUACUUUCCGAAAUUCUCGAAUUCGCCCUUUCCCUUGUUCCUGUUACAAAAGGGCAAGAACCUUUCCAUGGUUUGCCCCACCUCCAAGCAUACCGAUUUAUCCAGGCGCUCUCUCUUGCCGAAAUGGGGGACAUGCAACUUGCGAAUAGGUACUGCGAGGCUAUCACAACCUCGCUCGUCGGCGGAUCACCGUACUAUACCACAACUUUCUUGGAACAACUUCGAGGACUUUCGGAGCGUAUCAUGGGUGUAUCUCAUGCCGGCAAGUCCGCCUCGUGGAUAGGAGGAAAAUUAAGCAAACCCAGCCUCGAUACCAUUGGUGGUUGGCUUGAAGGCCGCUUCACUAAGCUUGUUACUGGCGAAGGAGACGCGUCAUCAACUUCAGAACAAGAAACUACGAAAGCCGAAAGCCGCCCUUUUUCCGGCCCGUUCGCUCACUAUAGCACUAUCUCCUCCACGACUCCAUCUGCGAGGUCAUCACCACAGCCAUCUCUUGUUGAUGUCAACGUCCUUCCUCCACAUAGAACCGCGUCAGCAAUGGCGGCAGCAUCACCAUACAUGCACCCUCCCAUUGAUCGCGCUUCCUCAGCAAUGGAUUAUAUGAGGCAGAGACCCUCUUUGGGACAGCAUGCACCCGCCGCGAAUGGGCUCCACUCCAUCCCAACAGGCCCUGGCUUCAGAACCCAUGUUCCAAACAAUUGGUCUGCUUCUAGUCCUGAUCUUCUAACCCCAAAGUCCCCAAUCGAUUCUGGUGAGAACGAAACACCUGCCGAAGAGCCAUCAUGGUGGGGGUCUGGAUCAACGGCUCGCACGCCGACCGCGACCACAUUUAUGCAGGUUGAAUCGUCAACCGCUCGGGUGAGUCCAGAUGGCUUCAUGUCUCUCAUGGACAGUCAAUCGUUAGCCUUCGGGCCUUUGCCACCUAUAAAUUCUCAAGGCCAACGAACCCAGAAGGUCCCAGACGAAGAUGACGAUCUUGGCCUUGGUAACUCAAAGAGAGCGACUGGUUACAACGACCGGUCUACCCCAGCCUCGGAUUCUCCGGGAGUCGAAGAGCAAACGCAGACCAGUACGUCUAGCGAAUCAACAAGUGGAAGGAAUCAACCGACUUCCGUACCCUCAAAUGCUCCUGCAACGAAUGGUUCCUGGAUAAGUCGUUGGUGGAAAGGAAGCGAAUCGUCACCAGGGACGAUCAAAGCUAGUCUUGGAGAAGAAUCGGCAUUUUACUACGACAAGGAGCAAAAACGUUGGGUCAACAAAAAAGCGAGCGGAGACGAAACACCGAAACCAUCAUUGCCUCCUCCCCCACCUUCUAGGGCCCAGACCGCCUCACCAGGGAUGGGUAGCACCCGACAUCCUAUAUCUGGUCCACCGACCCGUGCGGCGUCGGCAAUUGACCUUAGUGCCUCCCCUCCGUCCAGAGGCCCCAUACGCGUGCGGUCGAACUUGGCUCCUCCCGCCGAAUCCGCGCCAAGUACACCCACUGGCUCAAGACCACCAUCAGGAGGUCCCCCUAUCGGAAGACCCACAUCGCAAGCGUCGAAACGGAACAUACGAAACCGUUACGUUGAUGUUUUCCAACAAGGGAACGGAGGUUCUUAG
This is a messenger RNA of Laccaria bicolor S238N-H82, 4791 nucleotides long. RefSeq lists its product as uncharacterized. The coding region runs from base 1 to 4791 and encodes 1596 amino acids. The record is from RefSeq and is a predicted model, not a curated record. Lineage: Eukaryota; Fungi; Basidiomycota; Agaricomycetes; Agaricales; Hydnangiaceae. The transcript has 6 exons. Gene Ontology annotation, biological process: COPII vesicle coat assembly; Golgi organization; autophagy. Gene Ontology annotation, cellular component: endoplasmic reticulum exit site; ER to Golgi transport vesicle membrane.